This is a messenger RNA of Fusarium poae, 873 nucleotides long. RefSeq lists its product as uncharacterized. NCBI's taxonomy places the organism in Eukaryota, Fungi, Ascomycota, Sordariomycetes, Hypocreales, Nectriaceae. Bases 1 to 873 code for a protein of 290 amino acids. Gene Ontology annotation, cellular component: mitochondrion. Gene Ontology annotation, biological process: mitochondrial respiratory chain complex III assembly. The record is from RefSeq and is a predicted model, not a curated record. The transcript has 2 exons.
AUGCGAGUCGGCGCAUCACGAGCCUCAGCACCUACGACAAGAAAGUUUUUGCCGCCCGUUGCAACUGUGCUUUCUCAACGAAAUUUCAGUAAUUCGAGCUCAAGGAGUCUCCUUCAGGGUAUCGGAAAGUCGAUGGCCGAGCCGUAUCGUGUCCUAGGUGCUACAGAGCAGUUAUUCAAGGCUUCCUCCAAGGCAGCUGAUUACCACAUUACUGAGAAGGAGCGCAAGGAGGACCAUGUAAAGCUUGCAGAGGAUGGCGAGGAGAUUGGACAUUCUCUAAACCCUGAGAGCCCCUGGCAUCACACCUUCAAGCUUCCUCCCACCUUUAGCACUUGGUCCCAUGUCACUAUGCUGCACCUCUACCUAAUCAACACCCGAAUACGCUGCUUCGACCGCGAGGGCUUCCACAACUGGCAGCACCAGCUCACAGAUCACUUCUUCUUCGAGUGCGAGAAGAAGAUGCACAUCGACCACCACAUCACAUCGAGUGCCCUGCGACAACGAUACCUCAAGGACAUUUUUGUCCAGUGGCGUGGUCUUCUCCUGGCGUACGACGAGGGUCUGAUCAAGGGCGAUGCUAUGUUGGCGAGCGCUAUCUGGCGAAACCUGUUCAAGGGCUCACCUGACGCUGAUCCCAGGGCUCUGCUUGCCAUUGUGGGAUGGAUGCGAUCGACACUGCUUCAGUUUGAGGCUGUCUCGGAUAAUAACCUCCCUGCACAAUUACCAUCCAUCAUGGCGAAGCCGGUCGAUGUGUUCUGGACGAGAUUGGAGAAGCAGCUGAGUGGACAGCAGGAAGACAGUAUUCCUGCUUCAGAGCCUGUAAAGGAGGCCGAGACUGUACCAACAGGAGCAGCCAAGGUGUCAACGAACUAA